Molecule: messenger RNA, 1873 nt
Organism: Physcomitrium patens
Lineage: Eukaryota; Viridiplantae; Streptophyta; Bryopsida; Funariales; Funariaceae
Source: RefSeq, a predicted model, not a curated record
UGCAGACUAUUAGUGGCUUACUCAACACACAUUCCUCAAGCUGCAGGCGCGGCGGAGACCUCAGCGUGGGGAGGAGGCUGAUGCGCCGCGGUGCCCACUGCAUGGCGAGGCCCGGCAGCUGUCCUUCGGGAUACUGAUGAGUAGCGAAGCAACGGCUAUCGAUUACAUGCGGGGCCGUUCACUCGCAUGGGGAGUGGGGGUGGGGGAUGAGAUCUGCUAGCAAAGGAGGCGGCAGCAGCAACAACAGUUAGUCGAGGACGAUCGUGGAGGGGCGAACUCCAAGAUCAUGCUACUAGCAUUUGUCAUCAGGUAGAAUUGGAUCAUCGUCGGGCCCCGCCCGAUGGGCCGUCUAACCUCGUAUGUCGGUGUGAUCUAUACGCUCUGCAGCUAACCAGAAGCAGCAGUGGAUGUGUUUUUUUUAAGUAGCUAGAUUUUCUGGUGUCUGAGGGGCCGGCUAUCACUGACGCCGGUAUGUGGGCGGAGUGGGCUGAGUGGUGGUGAACUAGUCAUACAUCUGGGAUCUUAGUAGACUGGGCUGGGAGAUGCGGAGGAUGCGAUCUAGAGGGGUCGCAGUGCAUGCUUAGAUCGGUGCGCUGUGGCAAGUGUGGUUUCCGUUUUUUUUCUCUCUGUGUUGGUUCUUCAAGGGUCGAGGAAUUGGGGGGAGAUGGCGGAGAGUGGGAAGGAUGGGCGGGGCUCGAGGCGGCCACUGCUGGUAGCCAUGAAGGGGCACCCAGGGUGUGGCAAGACGACGGUGUCUCGCGCCAUAGCCAAAGCGUUGCAUUGCCCCGUGGUGGACAAGGACGACAUCCGCGACUGCAGCAUGGAUCUCGAGUGCCCGUGCGUCAUGUCGUGCACAUGCGAGAGCAAGACGUUUAACUUCACCUCGCACAAGCUCAACACGCUGUCGUACGUAGUGAUGUGGAGGGUGACGGAGACGCAGCUGGAGCUCGGGCUGGAUGUUGUGGUGGACUGUCCGCUGGAGCGCCCAGGUCUCUUCGAUAAAGCUGUCGCGCUCAGCGAAAAGUUCGGCGCGACGCUCGUGAUUGUGGAAUGCUACUCGGGGGACAAUCAAAUAUGGAAGGAGCGACUGGAGAGCAGGGCGGAGCUGGGCAUGUCUGAUACUCAGAUCGUGUUCACAACUCGGCCUAGCUUAGGCAGGGACGAGCAUGACUUUUAUCAUCUGGAAUCGAACGAUACUCCUCGUAGUCGUGUUCUCACCAUGGAUUCUUCCGAUCUUCCUCAGUUAGCUGCGCGAAAGCUUGGCGCCGAAACCGAGACUCGGAAGACGGUACUGGACGUAGGAUUCGGGGGCCCAACGGCGCCUCCCUCGAAACGGUGGCACAAGCCGGCACGGUGGUCGGAUAUUGAGAAAAUCCUUGAAAAGUAUGCAGGCUGCUUCAAGUAUGACACAGGCUCAACUAAGAAGAUCAUGGUGGACACUACAGCGGUUCCCAGCCAAGAGGCUGUGGAUGCAGUGCUCCGGUGGCUUGAAGCGCUAGACUCCACCACUGAGCUGGUAACCUAUUACCCUUGAAAAAACAAUUGCUCCAUCAACUAGUAAGAGCGACCCCAUCUAGUUUGUACAGUGCUACCAGCAGUUGUUUAAAACUACUAUAUCGCAGAUUCUUUUUUUCCUUUUUCUUCCUUUUUGGGUGUUUUUCGAUGAUUCCGGCAACCUCGACGCGUUCAAUUCCAACGGAAGGGACAGCUCUGCUGCAACCAAAGCUUGCGUGGGCGAAAUGGUCUCCAAGGUUUCCCUAAUACAGAUGAACUCUGCUUUAGAUACUUAUUCUGCGCUUUUGCAAUCCUCUGAAGCGUUUGGAUUGUGUGACUAGCAAGCAAAUAAGAUGAGCGUCGUAUCUUCCUUGCCUUA